AUGACCGAUUCGAGCUUCGUCCAAGCGCAGCGCCGCGUAGCUGCGCGCCGCCAGGCCCGCGAGGCCGAAGCCACAGCCCGUAUCGCUGCACAACGGCAAUCUUCCCGAACCCGAUCCAGCCUCGAGCGCCUACCCUUUCCCCUCGGCCGCAUCGGAUCUGCCUGGGACGCGAUAUCGACGAGAGAGGGUACACGACCUGCUUUUCGCGUGGGACAGGUUGAUGCCGAAUUACUUGACGUGGAGCUGCUGGACAUCCUCAAGGAUCAAGUUUGCGAAGGCCUCAAAUACUUUGGCGGAGGACAUCUCCACGAUGACUGGUCGGCCGAGAUCAUGCUAGCCCUCAGGGCAGUGCUGUUUAAGCUCACCGUCUGGGACCACGAUGCGACAUACGGCGCGGCUCUUCAGAACCUCAAAUACACGGAUGCCAGGAGAGAGGGACCCAUCCUCAAGGCGCCCUCCAAGGUGCAAAAAUCGCUUUACGGGAUGGUGACAGUAUUUGGGAACUACGCCUGGACAAGAUGGGAGGAUUGGCUGCUGGAGCAUGAUGAUGGAUAUGAUGAGCCCAGCCCGCGAGUAAAGCGGCUCUCGCGGUUGACAUCCACCCUCUCGACUGUCCAUUCAGCCGCCGCAUGCGUCUCCUUCCUUAUCUUUCUGCUGCACGGCCGAUAUCGAACACUACUCGAUAGAGUUUUACGGAUGAGGCUUGCGCCACCCACUAGCCAGGUCAGCCGAGAGGUCUCGUUUGAGUAUCUCAACCGACAACUUGUCUGGCACGCCUUUACUGAGUUUCUACUCUUUGUGCUGCCUUUGAUUGGUAUCCAGCGGUGGCGGCGAUGGUUGACCCGGACAUGGCGAAAAACCAAGGAUAUCAUUAGGACAGGGCCAGAAGAGGGCAACAAGGCCAAUGGAGAAUAUGCAUUCCUCCCCGAGAGGACAUGCGCCAUCUGCUAUCAGGACCAGAACGACACUGCGACUUCAGAAACAGAGAUCCUGGCGGCGGCAGCCUCCAGUGGUGUCAUCGGCUCAGCCCAAACGGACAUUACCAACCCAUACGAGACGAUCCCUUGUGGUUGUGUGUACUGCUUUGUGUGCUUGGCAACCCGCCUGGAGCGGGAGGAGGGAGAGGGCUGGACAUGUCUACGAUGCGGUGAGCAUGUCAGGGAAUGCAAGCCUUGGAGCGGUGACUUGCUGGAGCCCUCGAAGCACAACUCGGCAAAGACGGUGGCCUUUUCGGAUGAUAUCGCCGGGGGUGUGCUUGUAGAUGAAAAGGAUGAGGAAUCCUUAGUUGAGAGUCUGAGUACAUCCUCGGAAUGA
Fusarium vanettenii 77-13-4 is the source of this 1314-nucleotide messenger RNA. RefSeq lists its product as uncharacterized. Gene Ontology annotation, biological process: protein import into peroxisome matrix. The record is from RefSeq and is a predicted model, not a curated record. The transcript has a single exon. Gene Ontology annotation, cellular component: peroxisomal membrane. Lineage: Eukaryota; Fungi; Ascomycota; Sordariomycetes; Hypocreales; Nectriaceae. Gene Ontology annotation, molecular function: zinc ion binding. The coding region runs from base 1 to 1314 and encodes 437 amino acids.